UUAUUUUUGUGCAACAGUUGGGUUAUUUAAUCUACUCAACUGCUGGGUUAUGAAAUGUGUAACCCAUUUUGGGUUAUUUGAAUGAGAUUUGGGUUAUUUUAGUGCAACUUGACCCAGCACCUGGGUUGUUGUACUUGUUUGAACCGGUUUGAACGUCAUUACAUCUACAGUCAUCCUCCACAACGCCAGGAACCAUUUUGUCUUCGAUCUGAGCAGGGGAAAAACAUCCUCGUUGCGAGGUAAAUCAACAAUAAGAGAUCAAUGGACAGUUUUGUAAUCAACCUCUUGACUGAAUGGCAGCUGACAGAUCUUGUAGAAAUAUUUAAAGAGUGUACCAUAUCUGACGAACGUGCAUCACAGCUUAAAGAAUGGCUACGAAACAAUUGCCAGCCCCUCAGUCAGGUACAGGACUACAUGAAAGACACUGCAGUCUACAGGGCCAAGUGCAUUAGGGAUAACAAUUGGACCAUCUACCAGAUCCUCCAAGAAUUCCCUCACCUAAUGAGCAAAGGCAUGAUUGCACAGGACUUUCUUAUCCUGCAUGGUGAUGCUUCAUCAAAGUUGUUCGAAACUUGGCUACCCAUUUAUGCGGAGAAAAUCCUGUACCUGUCAAGACGGGAGGGAAAGCUGAUCUCGUCCCUGGAUGGGUUAACACAAGAUGCCAUUGGUGAACUCAGCCUGAGGCAGUUGCCAUGCUUGCUCCCUCCAACUGCUUACAAACUCGGCCGUGGCCACAGUGCAAAAAUGGUUCGCCACACCAUUGAAGAAUGCAACUUGGCCUUCAUCGACCAUAAACCUCCUGGAACCAACAUGGUGGAAUACCUCCACGAGGCCAAGGCCACAAGACCAUUCCCUUAUGUGCUGAUGUUGGGAAAUGAUACACAGCAUGUGUCUCAGGCCUUUGUGAUCAUUGCUGGUCAGGCUGUGGAACAUGACACGCUGCUUCAGGCCGUCGAUGCCUGCUUCAAGGCAUUCUUUAUUUUAGACAUCGAAUACCCGAGGCAGUGUGAACACGUCUGGAAAUUCCUGCAAACCACCGUCUAUGAAAUACCAGGAGGGGAGUCGAAACUAGUAAAGUUUCUACAGAGUAGAAUACGUGCUAGCAAAAGAAGCAAAUAGGUAUUUGUAAAAUGUACUCUUAACCAUUUAAAUGUUGUUUUUUAAGCACUGAGUUACAUGUAUUUUAGUUUACAUUGUUGCAGUUCUUGAUGUUAAGUGAUUAGAACUUUUAUAUUGUUUACAUUCAUAUGAAUAAAUUUCAAGGCAGUGCCUUGUAAAGAUUUCAGUAUUGUUGAAGUUUUAUUGUAUUGUAUAUGCUUUACGUGACCAAGUCUAGCAUGUAUGUUUUGAUAGUUGAGUAUGGAUAGGUGCAAUUUUCUGUCUUCCAAAAUGCACUGUAUGUAAGAGUUAGAAAUAAUUUGGCAUAUUGACCAAACAUUUGGAUUGAUUACUGAACAUUACGUUGUUGAAACAACCCAUAGUUUAAGUAAUUUGACCCAGCAUUUAGGUAGAAUAAAUAACACAUAUUUAGUUGAAACAACCCAAAAUAGUGCUUAAUCUGACCCAGCAUGUAGGUAGAGUAAAUGACACAUAUUUAGUUGAAACAACCCAAAAUAGUGGUUAAUUUGACCCAGCAUUUAGGUAGAGUAAAUGACACAUAUUUAGUUGAAACAACCCAAAAUAGUGGUUAAUUUGACCCAGCAUUUAGGUAGAGUAAAUAACACGUAUGUGUGGUUGAAUUUACCCAGAUUUGUGGCUAUUUUGACCCAGAAUUUGGGUGGAAUAUUUAACUCAUCUGCUGGGUUAAAAUGGAGGAACCCAUCUUGCUGGGUUAAAUUAACUACUGCUGGGCUGGUGCAAUAUUGCUCCAGCGGCUGGGUUAAAAAACAGCCCAAAUUGGGUCAUUUUUAACCCAACUG
Molecule: messenger RNA, 1919 nt
Organism: Nothobranchius furzeri (turquoise killifish)
Lineage: Eukaryota; Metazoa; Chordata; Actinopteri; Cyprinodontiformes; Nothobranchiidae
Source: RefSeq, a predicted model, not a curated record